Messenger RNA from Notolabrus celidotus (New Zealand spotty), 1546 nucleotides. It is a transcript of the gene mrnip, whose product is annotated as MRN complex interacting protein. Gene Ontology annotation, biological process: mitotic G2 DNA damage checkpoint signaling. Gene Ontology annotation, molecular function: chromatin binding. The record is from RefSeq and is a predicted model, not a curated record. Lineage: Eukaryota; Metazoa; Chordata; Actinopteri; Labriformes; Labridae. The transcript has 7 exons. Gene Ontology annotation, cellular component: nucleus. Bases 85 to 1170 code for a protein of 361 amino acids.
ACAGUGUGACGUAUCACGUUGACUCAAAACAGACCCGGGAAAUCUCAGAUUCAGAUUCAGAACCGCGAACAGAUCCGAGACGUCAUGGUUCAGGAGUUUCAUGUGCUCAGGUGUUUCUCCUGUCAGAGCUUUCAGGUUCAACAGGUGAAGAAGGUCCACAGGUGGAGCUGUAAACUGUGUGGAGAGAAACAGAGUCUGCUGAAGGAGUUUGGGCGGGGCUCCGGAGCCGACUGCAGACGCCAUGUUCAGAAACUGAACGCCGCGAGAGGAAACAUGAUGGAGGAGCAGGAGCGCAGCACCUUGUCACUAUGGAAUCAGGCUGAGGAAGAAGAGCGGAGAGACCCCGAGGAAGAGGAGUGGAGAGACCCCGAGGAAGAGGAGCGGAGAGACCCCGAGGAAGAGGAGCAGGUGAGCCAGCCUCAGGUGAGCCGCUGGAGUAAAUACCUGGACACACCUGAGGAGGAGGAGGAGCCUGAGGAUGAGGACGAGGACGAGCAGAGGGUUUCCAUGGAGAGGGAUCUGCUCCAUGGCAACCAUAUGACUGACAGGAAGAGGAAAAGAGGAGGAGAGAGAGAGAGCUGCACACCUGAACAGCACCAACCCGGUUCCAUGAGGCCCGCCAAGACUACCAGAACCAUGAAUCUCACCCGAGCCGGUCUGACCCAAACCAGAACUACAAGUCCGACCCAAACCACAAAUACCAAUCUGAACCAAACUGGUCUGACCCAAACCAGAACUACAGAUCUCAACCCAAGGGGUCUGACCCAAGCCAGAACUACAAGUCUGAACCAAACUGGUCUGACCCAAACCAGAACUACAGAUCUCAACCCAAGGGGUCUGACCCAAGCCAGAACUACAAGUCUGAACCAAACUGGUCCCAACAAGAACUGGUCCAGUCCUCUUUGUGAGGGGGCUGUAAAGCCUCCUAGUGUGAAUAGUGGUCUGGUCUCGAGGUGGUCCUGUUUCCUCCGUUCUGACAGUGAGGUGCAGGAGGGGGAGGGGGCUUCCGACAGUGGGUGGAGUCACAAGGUGGGUGAAGCUUCCAGUUUAACAUGUAGUGAUGUCAUCACUCAGCCCCUGGCUAGACCCCGCCCCCUGCUUCCUGUUUCCUCGAUUUUUGAGAGCGGAGAUGAGUUCUGCUUUGACGACUUCCUGUCAGGAGACUUUUAGAUCAGAACCAUCGAUCAAUCAGCUGAUCAGUUAUUUAAUCAAUCAGCUGUCAACGACUCUGAAGACCAAAACCUUUCUUUUAAAGUUAAACCUGUUUCAAUAAACCUGAUCCUGUGAUCAGUUAUUGAUCUCUUUAUUAAACCUGAUCCUGUGAUCAGUUAUUGAUCUCUUUAUUAAACCUGAUCCUGUGAUCAGUUAUUGAUCUCUUUAUUAAACCUGAUCCUGUGAUCAGUUAUUGAUCUCUUUAUUAAACCUGAUCCUGUGAUCAGUUAUUGAUCUUUCAUUAAACCUGAUCCUGUGAUCAGUUAUUGAUCUCUUUCAUUAAACCUGGUCCUGUGAUCAGUUAUUGAUCUCUUUAUUAAACCUGGUCCUGUGA